Plectropomus leopardus (leopard coralgrouper) is the source of this 1365-nucleotide messenger RNA. NCBI's taxonomy places the organism in Eukaryota, Metazoa, Chordata, Actinopteri, Perciformes, Serranidae. The record is from RefSeq and is a predicted model, not a curated record.
AUGUGGCUGACCCUUCUUACGUAUCAAUUUGCUGCACUCUUUCUCGCCCAAGCUGAACAUGCCUGCAUCGGACACUCUUCAUUCAGAAGUCCAGCUAACUCAGACAUCGAGGUCCUCUGCGGCUCUCAGACAGUGGACCUCAACAUCCUUCUGUGUCCCAUCUAUUUCAACGGAUACAAUGAGUCACUGCUGUCCCUUAACUCCCAGCACUCCAAACACCAGUGUAAAGGGACUCCUGACUGGACGGCGGACCCACCUGUCGUCAAAUUCAACUUCUCCAUCACAGAGGAGGGGAUCUCUGCCUGCUCCAGCAAGCUCUCGGUCUCUGAUGAGGUGGGAACUGGAGUCUUUGGAGACUUUUCCAAUGUCCAGUACAUCAGCAUCUCAGGCAUGAUCUGCUCUAAGGACCCUGGCAAAGAAGCCAUUACCUAUCACCAGGAGGUGAUGUACAGGUUCUCCUGCCGCUACCCACUGCAGUACCUCGUCAACAACACUCAGAUGAGCGUGUCAGGGGUCAGCCUGGCAGUCAAAGACAAUAAUGGGAGUUUCAUCAGCACACUGAGCAUGAGACUCUACUCGGACAAUGGCUACUCCUCCAUGCUGCAGAUGCCUCCAGGAGGCCUCGAGCUAAAGACCAGGAUCUUUAUAGAAGUGAAGGCAUCCAACCUCACCAGCAGAUUCAACGUGUUCCUGGACCGAUGUUACACCACAACCUCGCCUUUCCCGGUCAACACCACUUACCACGAUCUCUUUGUUGGGUGUAACCGGGAUGGCCAGACAGUAAUGGGAGUCAACGGAGUGCAGCAGGAAGCCCGCUUCUCCUUUGAGGCUUUCCGUUUUGUCCAAAGCACAGAUGCAAUAAUCUCCACCUACUAUGUCCACUGCGCCACCCGGCUCUGCGUGAACACCUUCUGUCCCAAACUCACCCAGAACUGCACCAGCAGCCCUGACUCCAGGAGGCGCCGCAGUGCCAACGACAACCAGGGCACCACAGUGAGUGACAUGGCCACCGUCAGCUCAGGCCCCAUCAUUAUCCGCUCAGAUAAAGGGUAUCCAAUGGCAUCUGGAGGCAGGUCAUUCCAAAGCCAAGGGGUCCUGAUGGCAAACGCACGCUCACCUUUAGUUGGAAGCCUCAACUUUGGAAUGCAUGGCAAAGUUGAAAUCAUCGCCAACGACCAGGGCAACAGGACCACACCCAGCUAUGUGGCAUUCACAGAUUCUGAGAGGCUGAUCGGCGAUUCAGCCAAGAACCAGGUUGCCAUGAACCCCACCAACACAGUCUUUGGACACACGCACUUACAGACCCCCUGCCUCCCAAUUACCUUCACCUCCACCGUCACCCUCCACUAUACAGGCGCAGGAUAA